AUGAAGUCAAACUCAAAAACGGGUUCUAAAAAAACUGUUAUUGAUACCAAAAGACGAAAUGACAAGCAAGUAGCUCAAAUGUCAAAAAUGCCCUCUAAUGUUGUUUCGACAAUUUCUCAAAACAAAUUGAAGGAGAUUCGGAGCUACUUUGACUAUCAAAAUGUAGCAGGGCAAAAAAGUCUUGUAAAUGAAUCCAGCGUAGAAGCAAAUAUUGCGAACAAAUCACUUGACAGCGAGGCGAUUAUUGAUUCUGUUAUGAGGAAGGUUAUCGAGCUAAACCGCGAUAAACUCACAGACGCAUCCCUUCUAAAAGUUCUCACCUCAGUAUAUCUAGAUGCAAAAUCAAAGCUCGAAGAUAAUGUUUCGAAGAAUUCAGUCCACCAGAACUUGAAUUCUAUAAACUCUUCAAAUAUUUCUUUAGACUUAAAAAAGUCUGUUCCAACAGGGGACGAUAUGCCAAUAUCAGAUGAAAACUUCCACCGGCUAAGGGAAAAAGCUGAAUUUGCAGUGACUGCAACCCAUGACUCUACAGACAAACUACUAACCAACCCUGUAACUGACUCAGAUUUGUCGAGACAGAAGGACUUAUAUAUUCAAUCAAACAAUGAAGCCUCUUUAUCUUCGGACAGACGUGAUGCUGAAACCACAGAGAAAUCUAAGAUUAAUGGCACUUUAUCUAAUGGUAGUCAAACAAGUGUUGUUUCCACCGUCCCUCCAGCUCUUACUCCUAUGGCAUUUGGUUCCGGACAAGACGCCCAUUUGCUAAAACAGGAAGAAAAUCGUCGACAAUGGAAAGCUGCAUUAGACGAACAGCUAAAAGAACAGCAACUUAAGCGGGAGAAACGUAUACAACAGACGCAGAGGAAAGGUGUAGACGAUAAACAUCAGGAAGAAUCUCUCGCAAAUGAUCUGCAACAUGUUGACACUCAUUCGUGUGUUGAUGGGUCGAAUAGACUAGGCAAUGUGCGCAACCAUGCAUUAGUUUCACACCCUUCAGCAAGUCACUUCUUGUCAUCGGACUUUUCGUUACCUGACUCGACAGUAAACACCGAUUUCACAUUAUCCCAUGGAGCAAAGAAUCAGUCCAGCAAACUGAGCUUUAAUCGUGUACGUGGCUUUACUCAACAAAUAUACAAUGAUUCUAUAGAGGCUGCCGAACGAGCAAAACUUGCUCACGAAACUAGAUUGAUAAAUUUGAAACAGAUUGAAGAAAGACGUCGUCAGAAAGAAGAAGAAAAGGCAAGACUCAUAAUGGAAGAAAAGAUGGAAGAAGAGCGUAUUGCUCGUGAGCGUCUUCGUCUACAACAGAUGGCUGAGUUGGAAAAUGCUCGAAAAAAAGCGAAAGAUGUGGAAGAAUUUCAACGUACACAAUACUUAUAUGAAUCACUUGUUCGUGCUCAGGAAGAAGCAAAGUUGAAUAAAGUUCGAAAAAAUCCAUGCUACUCUGAAAUUAAUCAAAAUAAUGGUUUCCUAGAAUUCAAUAGGAUUCCAAAAUCUGAAUCUCAUAAUGCUUCAUCUCUUACGGGUGGUCAGAAUAAAAUUACUAAUCCUGCUUUCAGUUUCACAUCUACAUCUACUUGGAAUGUGUCAGAUAGCCCGUCUUACAACAACCAUUAUACUAUGGCACCCGCUAAAUCAUCGUUUGCUGUUCAAACUUCAUUUCUUGAAGAUAUUGGCAUUCAAACAGAAUCUGUCUCAACAGAUAAUUCUGAGAAUCAUCGGGCUUCAAAUAAUACAGAAGGUAAGAAUGGAAUGAAAGGCACUGCUACUUACAAACUAACUCCAAGUGAUAGUAAACUGAUGAAAAACUAUUCAAACAAGGCAGUUAAUCAAACUAAAUUACCUUCUAACCCCUCUCGACAGAAUCGUUCUUUGCCAACAGAUAAAAAUAUACAACAGAAGAUUUCAAAUGUAAAUAAAAAAGAAACUUUAAAUGUAUUGAAAUCUAAACAGAAUUCAAAAAUUCAACCACGCCAGCUUGAUGUCCCUAAUAACAACAAUGAUAUUAAAUCAACCGGUGAACAAUCAGUCCUAUCUAGCAGUAGGACGCUGUCAUCAAGUCUGGAUAAAAUAAAUGCUCUAAAACCAGGACUGGGAAGAACUGUCCAAGAUGGAAAUUACUUCAAAAGUCGUAUCCCUGUGCCAAUAUCCACAACCCACAGUAUAACAAUGAAUUCCCUACCUAGACAACAAGUCGCCACCACCUAUUCUUCAUCUAAGAAAACAUCGUAUCCUGAUAAUCAAAAUCCUUACGGACCUUUAGACCUUAUCCGUACAUAUGAUGUUUUGAAUCCGAAUGUUAUGAGUCAUGUGGCCCUACCUGUAAGUACAGAAACUGAAAAUACCGUUACAAACACAAAGAAAACAGAUGCUAAGGACCCACUUGUAAAUCCCAAUUCAAUAAAUGAACGACCAAUCAAUCGACAAGAUACUAUUUUACAGCAAUUAUCAGAAAUUCGUAAAGGUUUACAACUACGCCAAAUGUUAUACGAAUCAGGAACAUAUGAAGAUGAUAGUGAUGAGUAAAAAGGGCAUGUCCUCACGGUGACUUCUCAAUGAAAAUUUCUGUUUCAUUUCAUAUCAUAUUUGUAUUGACCACAUAUCAGUAGAUUUCUUAUGAUGCCUUACAUAACUCUUUCUUAUCGUCAUCAACGCAACAUAUCAUCAUCAUAAUGAUCCUUAUACAUUUUUUCUUCUUACCCAUCUUCUUUUCCACUCCGAAAACAGCUGUUAUACCUGUUAUAUUGCCUGUGAUGUAGAGAUGUAGCUGGUCAGCUUUAUUUUAUAAGUUUCAACUUGAGCUACUUAACUGUGUAGCUCAGUUCUUAUACAGUUUAUACCAUUCCGAGCAACUUAGUUUCAAGUAGCUAGUGUGUAUGCGUGUGUGUGUGACUGUCAUUCAACAAACAUUAAGUGUUAUAUGCAUUUAUCAUCUUGUCUCUUUAGUUUAAUUGAUGUGUAUGCUCGUGUUUCCAGUGAAUAUAUAUUAACAUGACUAAGGAUCUUGCUUAUUCAAAAUGUAAUUUUCUGGGGAAAAAUGUUUAAGGAUAAAGUCAAAGAGGUCAUUGUUUAUUAUAAUACUGAAGUAUUUUACCUGAGUUUAAUAUAUAUUUUGCUUAUUUUGCUUUUCUUUCGAAAUUUAGUUUUCUGCUUGUUUUAUAUUUGAAAUUUUGAUUGGUUUGAAAAUUAUUUGGAACAAAAUUAAAUAAAAUGAUUUUAUAAAGCAGUUUUCCGUUCUGUUUUUUUAAAGAUUUAU
This is a messenger RNA of Trichobilharzia szidati, 3256 nucleotides long. NCBI's taxonomy places the organism in Eukaryota, Metazoa, Platyhelminthes, Trematoda, Strigeidida, Schistosomatidae. The record is from the annotation of a GenBank genome assembly.